AUGAGCGAGGCCGACGCCACCAAACCUGUCGGUGAUGCCAAGGCAGCUGAUGUUGUCGAGACACCUCAAGCUGUAGAGCAGACGACCGAGUCUGCGGCGGAGAAUGCUGUCAUCGCGGAGGAGACUGUCGCCGCUGAAACCGAGACGAACAAGACGACAUCCCACGGCACCCGUCGCAACAACAGUAACAACAAGUUCGACCCUAGCACUCGUGAGGUCACGGAUGAUCCCGCAGUCAUACGCAAACAGGUUGAAUUCUACUUUGGAGACUGGAACUUUCCACAAGAUAAGUUCAUGUGGGAAACAUGUGAGGGCACGGCGAAUAAGCCCAUGCCCCUUGCCAAGAUCCACUCCUUUAAGCGCAUGCGCGUUUUUCAGCCGUACAGCGCUGUCGUCGCGGCUCUUCGCGACAGCCAGUUCCUUGACAUAUCCGGGGAGGCUGGGGAGGAGGUGGUCAAGCGCAAGAUUCCUUACAAGCCGGUUGGCGAGAACAAGGCCAAGAUUGAGGCGGCCACGGUCUACGUCAAGGGCUUCGGUGAUGAGAACCCUAACACCCAGUUCGAUCUUGAGAGCUUCUUCGCCAAGUUCGGUGAGAUCAGGGGGCUGAAGCUGCGUCGGACAAAUGAAGGCCUCUUCAAGGGCUCCGUCUUUGUCACCUUUCCUGAUGAGGACGAAGCGAACAAAUUCAUCGCGCUGGACCCGGCACCUACGUACAAGUCUCACGAGCUGAAGAUCAUGUCUAAGCGAAGUUACUGCGAGGAAAAGAGCGAACUCAUCCGACAAGGAAAGCUUGAGCCAAACUCUAGCGCGCCGAGGAAAUUUUUUGAAGGACGGGAUCCCAGCAACAAAAGGAACUUUCGCGAGAGAGAUAAUCGCGGGGCCCGAGACGGCGACGAUUGGAAGAAGCGACGCGAGAAUGACCAGAAGCACGGGUUUCAGGAGCAUCGGGGCAACGGCCGUGGUCGCAGCCGUGGAGGUCGUGGUCGUGGUGGCAGGGACCGCGGCGGCAGGGGCCGAGGCGGCUUCCGGGGCGGCCGCGACGGAAAUGACAGAGACAGAGGCGACGGCAGCCAGCAGCGCCAGGACGAUUUCAAGGAUGCCAAACCUCGCAUCCAGUCUACCACCGAGGGGAGCAAGGACGAAGCCGCCACCAAUGGAAAGCGAGCACGUGAGGAAGAUGCGGGAGAAAAGGGUCCGGCGCACAAAAAGGUCGAUACCAAGGAGGCAGCCAAAAGCGAGACAUCGUAA
Messenger RNA from Drechmeria coniospora, 1248 nucleotides. RefSeq names its product RNA-binding La domain protein. The coding region runs from base 1 to 1248 and encodes 415 amino acids. Gene Ontology annotation, biological process: RNA processing. Lineage: Eukaryota; Fungi; Ascomycota; Sordariomycetes; Hypocreales; Ophiocordycipitaceae. Gene Ontology annotation, cellular component: nucleus. The transcript is spliced from 3 exons. The record is from RefSeq and is a predicted model, not a curated record. Gene Ontology annotation, molecular function: mRNA binding.